CUGUUUACAACAAUGGGAGUCUUGGCUCAAGGGGACAACAACUACCUCCAGCCUGAAUAUCAACAGGGUGGCUACGAUGGUGCGGCCUACGGCGAGUCAUCCGAGCCUGUUUACCCUCCUACGCCAUACAGUUUUGGCUACGACACCGAGGACGAAUAUGGCAACAAGCAGUUUCACAAGGAAGAAGGUGACUCACAUAAUAUCAAGACCGGCUCGUAUGGCUACACCGAUGCUAACGGGCUGUACCGGCGUGUGAACUACGUCGCCGACGGCACUGGGUUUCACGUCACCAUUACAACCAACGAGCCCGGCACGGCCCCCGGACGCAGUGCUAACGCAAUCUACAAUGCUGACCCUGUUGUGGUACCACCGGUUGUAGGCCGAGCUUCGGCCUCCGGUCACGUGUUGUCCUACGCCGUAGCCCCAUCUUACCUCGUAAAGGCUGCCCCUUAUGAAUCUCUAGCCCUCGCGCACCUCGGAUAUCCUGCCUAUAUUCACGGCGAGUACGGGCGGAGGAAGCGAAGCGCUGUCUAUCGGCAGUAGAAGCAAAAGGGAGCGAAGGAUUUUUAAUCAACUAGUACGCGUGCCCUUGAAUGCAGGACAACGAAGUUAAAUAGUACACCUAAAUGAGAUGUUUGCUGGGCGAACACUAUUAGGAACGGUGUAGCGUAAGGGGUAUGCGUUGGGUAAGGCGCUUGUCUAAAUCCCUGACAGGCACAUUCAGGCUGUCUGGGAUAUUUUGCAGAAAACAGCAAGAAAACUGCCAAGGGACCACAAUGUG
Messenger RNA from Rhipicephalus sanguineus (brown dog tick), 781 nucleotides. Its product is annotated as cuticle protein 16.8. The coding region runs from base 13 to 543 and encodes 176 amino acids. The record is from RefSeq and is a predicted model, not a curated record. Gene Ontology annotation, cellular component: chitin-based extracellular matrix. Gene Ontology annotation, molecular function: structural constituent of chitin-based larval cuticle. NCBI's taxonomy places the organism in Eukaryota, Metazoa, Arthropoda, Arachnida, Ixodida, Ixodidae. The transcript has 2 exons.